Delphinapterus leucas (beluga whale) is the source of this 2615-nucleotide messenger RNA. It is a transcript of the gene KLHL28, whose product is annotated as kelch like family member 28. The record is from RefSeq and is a predicted model, not a curated record. NCBI's taxonomy places the organism in Eukaryota, Metazoa, Chordata, Mammalia, Artiodactyla, Monodontidae. Gene Ontology annotation, molecular function: protein binding.
GCAGGCUUUGGCAGAGUUCUGCUGGAGUGCCGCUGGUGCUGGAGUAAGAUGUAAAGAAAUGAACGGGAGCAAGCAGGGAGAGAGGCGACAUCUUCUUGUGCAGGGCUCAAUCGUUGUAAACGCGUUGCUAUCUACAGCCCUAAGUGCGAUCCUUUCCGCCUGCCGUCCGCUUACCGGGAAGGGAGAUCCGGCCCAAGGCCAAGCUCAGAGCUCGCGUACUUUUUUUCAAAUCCUGGUGUUUUAGGCCUUUACUCUCCUCGCCCUCCCCCGCAACCCCCUUUUCCUACUUCGCUUACCCUCCGGUUUUGGAGGGUUAAUGGUUUUCUGUCAGUGGUUUUCUGUCAUUUUUCCUUAUCCUCAUCACUUUAAGUUCUCUUUGAAAACGUACUUGAUCUGGAGAUAAAUCUGUUUUUCCUUGUAGCUAACCUUCUUUCCCUCAUAGGUUCUCAAAGUCUAAUGCAGUUCCUCUGUGGGACUCACCCCUUCCCCUCUCCCGCUCCCUCCGCAGCCCCAGCCUCCCUGCAGGAUCCUCCCGCGUCUCUGCAGCCUUUCAGUAUCCUGGAAACCGAGAUUGCAAAGAAUUUCAGUUGCUGUUGAAGUUCUUGGCCUCACGGUCCUAAGAGAAUUCUGCCCUGUAGAUUUAGAGUUGAUAAUAGACGUUUCUUUGUUUUAGGCGAACUGUGAAUUUGAUGGACCACACAUCCCCGACCUACAUGCUUGCUAACUUAACCCACUUACAUUCUGAACAACUUCUACAGGGCUUGAAUCUUCUUCGUCAACAUCACGAACUCUGUGACAUCAUUCUUCGAGUAGGUGAUGUUAAAAUCCAUGCUCACAAAGUGGUACUUGCCAGCAUCAGCCCAUAUUUCAAAGCUAUGUUUACUGGAAACCUUUCUGAAAAAGAGAACAGUGAGGUUGAGUUUCAGUGCAUUGAUGAAACUGCUCUCCAGGCCAUUGUGGAGUAUGCCUAUACAGGGACUGUUUUUAUUUCACAGGACACAGUUGAAUCUCUCCUUCCAGCAGCAAACCUACUCCAGAUAAAACUUGUCCUGAAAGAAUGUUGUGCAUUUCUUGAAAGCCAGCUUGAUCCUGGUAAUUGUAUUGGAAUUUCUCGCUUUGCAGAGACAUAUGGUUGUCAUGACCUUUAUUUGGCAGCCACUAAAUACAUAUGCCAGAAUUUUGAAGCAGUUUGCCAGACUGAAGAGUUUUUUGAGCUUACGCAUGCUGAUUUGGAUGAAAUUGUUUCCAAUGACUGUUUGAAUGUAGCUACUGAAGAGACUGUUUUUUAUGCACUUGAGUCUUGGAUCAAGUAUGACGUCCAAGAACGCCAGAAAUACUUAGCACAGCUACUUAACAGUGUACGAUUACCAUUGCUAAGUGUUAAGUUUCUCACUAGAUUAUAUGAAGCAAAUCAUCUUAUUCGUGAUGAUCGCACUUGUAAACAUCUUUUGAAUGAAGCUCUGAAGUACCACUUUAUGCCUGAACACAGACUGUCUCAUCAGACAGUCUUGAUGACACGACCUCGCUGUGCUCCCAAAGUACUUUGUGCAGUAGGAGGAAAAUCUGGACUGUUUGCCUGUUUGGAUAGUGUGGAGAUGUACUUCCCUCAGAAUGACUCUUGGAUUGGUUUGGCACCCCUAAACAUUCCUCGCUAUGAAUUUGGAAUAUGCGUUUUAGACCAAAAAGUGUAUGUUAUAGGUGGUAUUGAAACUAACGUGCGUCCUGGCAUCACUAUCAGAAAACAUGAAAAUUCAGUCGAAUGCUGGAAUCCUGAUACAAAUACCUGGACUUCUCUUGAGAGAAUGAAUGAGAGCCGAAGUACCCUUGGAGUAGUGGUACUUGCAGGAGAACUUUAUGCUUUAGGUGGUUAUGAUGGACAGUCUUAUUUACAAUCUGUAGAGAAGUAUAUUCCCAAAGUAAGAAAGUGGCAACCUGUGGCACCAAUGACUACAACAAGAAGUUGUUUUGCCGCAGCUGUGUUGGAUGGAAUGAUAUAUGCCAUUGGUGGGUAUGGUCCUGCCCACAUGAACAGUGUGGAGCGUUAUGAUCCAAGUAAGGACUCCUGGGAGAUGGUUGCAUCUAUGGCAGAUAAAAGGAUUCACUUUGGUGUGGGUGUCAUGCUAGGCUUUAUUUUUGUGGUGGGUGGACAUAAUGGUGUUUCACAUUUGUCAAGCAUUGAAAGAUAUGACCCUCAUCAAAAUCAGUGGACUGUGUGUAGACCAAUGAAAGAACCCAGAACAGGAGUUGGUGCUGCAGUAAUUGAUAACUACCUUUAUGUAGUGGGUGGUCACUCAGGGUCUUCCUAUCUGAAUACCGUGCAGAAAUAUGACCCUAUCUCAGAUACAUGGCUGGAUUCAGCUGGCAUGAUAUACUGUCGCUGCAAUUUUGGAUUAACUGCACUUUGACAAGUGUGGACUUGUGGAAAUAGCAUAGUGAUGAACCUUGUGCUGCAUGAAAGGAUGCCCAGUUUUCUGAAGCCCAAAAGCUACAUUGCUUCCUUUUUAACUUGAAAUGGCAUGGAGACUCAAAGUUUUGUUGGGUACUUUGAACUGACAAGUAGCUUUGGUUGCUCUUGAUUAUACAGUGAAUCGAUAAUCCAAGAAAAAAAAAAAAAA